Messenger RNA from Aspergillus calidoustus, 1371 nucleotides. NCBI's taxonomy places the organism in Eukaryota, Fungi, Ascomycota, Eurotiomycetes, Eurotiales, Aspergillaceae. The record is from the annotation of a GenBank genome assembly.
AUGGCCGUGCCCGCGGACCAGCGCAAAAAGAUCCUGAAGGUCUUGAUGAUUUCCUUACUCCUGGACCUGAUAUCAUUCACAUUCAUCCUCCCUCUCUUUCCCUCCCUUCUCUCCUUCUACCGCACCCAAGACCCCGCGCCAACCUCCUGGCUAAACCGCAUCUUCUACUACCUAAACGCCUACAAGAACUCCUUUGCCAAACCCAUAGACUCGCGCUAUGACAUUGUCCUUCUUGGGGGCGCUCUGGGCUCUCUGUUCUCCCUCCUCCAGGCGAUUGCCGCUCCGUUCAUCGGCCGCCUCUCAGAUAAGCAUGGUCGCCGCACGGCCCUGCUCGCCUCUAUGAUUGGAAACAUACUCAGCGUCGCGCUAUGGGUUGCCGCGACCGAUUUCCGCACCUUCCUGGCGAGUCGCGUGGUUGGCGGGUUGAGCGAGGGCAAUGUACAGCUUGCGCAUGCGAUUGCGACGGAUAUCAGCGAUCCUAGCCAGCGCGGCUCGACAAUGGCCCUUGUCGGUGCUUGCUUUAGCAUUGCGUUUACCUGCGGUCCCGCGCUGGGCGCGUUUCUCUCGAGUAUCACGACCGUCAAGGCGAACCCAUUCGCCACGGCCGCGGGCGUUUCACUCCUCCUUAUCGUGCUCGAAACAGCAUACAUCUACGCGUGUCUCCCCGAGACACACCCCCGCCUCACCAACCUUUCACAAACCUCACCCUCCUCAGAACCACCUACCACUGCCAAGGAACCAAAAUCAUACCCAUUAUCAUCAUCGGCCAAACAAUUCCGCAAACACACCAACAACCCCACCACUCUUAACAUCAUCCACCUCCUCUUCCUUCUCCCCUUCUCCGGCAUGGAAUUCUCCCUCCCCUUCCUGACGGCAACCUUCUACGCAAACAGCACCGCCUCCCCCUCCGCCCUAAACGGCCGCCUCCUCUCAACAAUGGGCCUCAUCGCCUCCCUCCUCCAGGGCUCCAUCGUCCGCCGCCUCCCGCCCCUCCUCACAGUCCGCAUCGGCGUCGUCGCCGCAACGCUCUCGUUCUUCCUCCUCUCCCGCGUAUCCAGCCUCGCGGGACUGUAUACGGCUGCCUCGCUGCUGGCUGUUACGAGUGCGACGGUCGUAACAGGGCUGAAUAGUCUGGGAAGUCUUGAGGCGUCGGAGGAAGAGAGGGGUGUUGUUCUGGGUAGGUUGAGGAGCUGGGGACAGGUUGGGCGUGCGGCGGGGCCGAUUUUGUUCUGCUCGCUGUUUUGGUGGGUCGGGAGGGAGGUUGCGUAUCUUGUCGGGAGUGUGGUCAUGGGGUUGGUUUGCGUGGGGGUUUUCGGGUGGUUGAGGUCGCCGGUGACGGAGGCCGUGAGUGUCGAUAAGAAGAGGAAGUAA